This is a messenger RNA of Trichoderma aggressivum f. europaeum, 570 nucleotides long. RefSeq lists its product as uncharacterized. The transcript has 2 exons. NCBI's taxonomy places the organism in Eukaryota, Fungi, Ascomycota, Sordariomycetes, Hypocreales, Hypocreaceae. The record is from RefSeq and is a predicted model, not a curated record. Bases 1 to 570 code for a protein of 189 amino acids.
AUGCGCGUCAUUGCCCUCCUCUCGGCCCUGUGUGCCGCAGCUCUGGUCCAGGCCGAUUUCCACACGGCGCAAAUCUAUGUCCAGCCCGUCGAAAACUCCGAGUCACCCAGCCUCCUCGCCGAAGUGGCAUACGAUCCUAGCAUCAGCGGGUCUUCUUCCAUCAUCUCCUACGAAGCUCCCGAAAUCCCGGAGUCUACACAGCUGGUCCGCGUCGGGUUGUACGACGUCAAGUCUGCGCGGUGGAUAUCUGGCACAACUGUUGCCUCGGUGGACAACUUUGGCAAGGGCUUCUCACCCAAUUUGGUACUCUCAGUAGAUGAAAAGGGCGAGCUUCUCAGUGCUGCUCUCAAGGGCGUAAGGAUCGAUGCGGGCCAGACGAGGGACUUUGGCCCGCAAGCGGUGGUGCUGCCGGUGCUCAAGGGCAAGCAGCCAGAGCUGAACAAGCCAAUUGUUCUAUCGCCAGAGGGGAAGAAGGUUGAGGAGGUUGAGAAGACGCCCCUUCAAAAAUACUGGUGGGUGAUUGCCAUUAUUGUUUUCCUGGCAGUGAGUGGAGGAGGCAGCGAGAAAUAG